Clavispora lusitaniae ATCC 42720 is the source of this 741-nucleotide messenger RNA. It is a transcript of the gene TAE1, whose product is annotated as N-terminal protein methyltransferase. Gene Ontology annotation, cellular component: cytoplasm. Lineage: Eukaryota; Fungi; Ascomycota; Pichiomycetes; Serinales; Metschnikowiaceae. Gene Ontology annotation, molecular function: N-terminal protein N-methyltransferase activity. Gene Ontology annotation, biological process: N-terminal protein amino acid methylation. The record is from RefSeq and is a predicted model, not a curated record.
AUGCCCGCCAAACACAUCAACGAUACAGAAAACAGCGCAGACUCUGGCGUCCCAGACGCCAACAUCAACUAUUCUGACGCUAUUGCCUACUGGCUGUCGGUGCCUGCGUCCGUCAACGGAGUGCUCGGUGGCUUUGGCGAACAAACACCUGUGCCCAAGGCCGACAUCAUCGGCUCGGCCACGUUCUUGCGCAAGCUCGAGUCUCGGAUGGCGUGUCCCGACGGAGCCCGUCUCACCAUAGAUAUGGGUGCCGGGAUCGGGCGGAUCACACGCGACUUGUUGUGGAAAGUCAGCGACCGGUGCGACUUGUUGGAGCCCGUGGAGCCCUUUGUGGCGCAGAUGGAGCGUGAACUUGCGGAUGUCAAGCGCCGCGGCCGUCUCGGCGACAUCUACGCCCAAGGAAUGCAGGAGUGGCGGUGUCUGCCCGAGAAGAUGGGGCAGUACUGGCUUGUAUGGUGCCAGUGGUGUGUGGGCCAGUUGCCCGACGACGAGCUUGUGGCGUUCUGGCAGAGAUGUCGCGAGGCGUUGAUGCCCAACGGCACGGUUGUGGUCAAGGAGAACAUUGCGCCGGUGGAGGACGUUUUCGAUCCGACCGACCUGAGCGUAACACGCACAGACGCCAAGUUCCGGGAGCUUUUUGCCCGCGCAGGCUUGCGGUUGAUUGCAAGCGACGUGCAGAAGGGCAUGCCCCGUGAGUUGUAUCCCGUGCGGAUGUACUGUCUCAAGGCAGCUGAAGUAUAG